Molecule: messenger RNA, 2707 nt
Organism: Etheostoma cragini (Arkansas darter)
Lineage: Eukaryota; Metazoa; Chordata; Actinopteri; Perciformes; Percidae
Gene: sh3glb1a
Product: SH3-domain GRB2-like endophilin B1a
Exons: 10
Coding region: 209-1306 (365 amino acids)
Biological process (GO): membrane organization
Cellular component (GO): membrane; cytoplasm
Molecular function (GO): protein binding
Source: RefSeq, a predicted model, not a curated record
GCCUGCGCGAGAUUUUCCUCACAGCUGUCAGCAUCAGAAACGGAUGGAGACGUGAACUAUCUUGUCCUGUAUGCUAUCUUUGUCAGGCUCAACAGCUGGGUGGAACUCCGACAAAAAGUUGCUUCAAUGACAUUUUAUAUAGAGAUGGCAGCUUGACUGUGAGACAAAAAAAAUUGUUGUAUAAAGUGUUUAUUUCUUCCGCGGCGCCAUGGAUUUUAAUGUUAAACGGUUAGCUGCAGAUGCGGGUACUUUCCUGAGCCGCGCUGUGCAAUUUACAGAAGAGAAACUUGGCCAGGCUGAAAAGACAGAGUUGGAUGCCCAUUUGGAGAACCUAUUGGUCAGAGCUGAGAACACCAAGCAAUGGACAGAAAGGAUAAUGAAGCAGACAGAAGUCUUACUACAGCCCAACCCAAAUGUUCGGCUAGAAGAAUUUGUGUACGAGAAACUGGAGAAAAAAGCCCCGACGCGAAUGAACAACCAUGAGCUGCUGGGCCAGUCCAUGAUCGAGUCAGGAAAUGAAUUUGGUCCUGGCACCGCCUACGGAAAUGCUUUGAUUAAAUGUGGUGAGACGGAGAAGCAGAUUGGUGGGGCAGAGCGGGAGUUAAUCCAAACUGCUGCCAACAACUUCCUGACACCUUUCCGAAACUUCCUAGAGGGCGACUUCAAAACCAUCCUGAAAGAAAGGAAGCUACUGCAGGUCAAACGUUUGGAUUUGGACGCAGCAAAAACCAGGCUAAAGAAAGCCAGGAUGACUGAUGCUAGAGCUGCAGCAGAGCAGGAGUUGAGGAUGACCCAGAGUGAGUUUGACCGGCAGGCAGAGAUCACCCGCCUGUUGCUAGAAGGCGUCAGCAGCACCCACGCACACCACCUACGCUGCUUGAAUGACUUUGUGGAGGCCCAGGCUACAUACUACGCACAGUGUUACCAGUACAUGGUGGAUCUCCAAAAGCAGUUGGGCAGUUUCCCCUCGUCAUUCUCCAACAACAACCAGUCGUCGGUGUCGGGCGGAGCCAGCAGCAUCUCCGUGCCCACCAUCCCGGUGUCGGCCUCCCUGCCCAGUGUGUCUGCGGGCCACGGCAGCUCGACGGCAUCGGGCGGAUUCAGUGAACUGCGCAGCUCCAACGGCAGCCGCAAAGCCCGUGUGCUUUACGACUACGAUGCAGCCAGCAGCAGUGAACUCUCCCUGCUGGCUGAUGAGGUGAUCACAGUGAGCAGCGUCCCUGGCAUGGACUCAGACUGGCUGAUGGGCGAGCGAGGCAACCAGAAGGGCAGAGUGCCCAUCACUUAUCUGGAGCUGCUUAACUGAGGCCCACAACCCCCCCAUUUUCCAGCCCUCUGUAACCAGCUGUGAUGUCAUAUUUAUAUUGUGUUGCAGGGACUGGCCUCACUUCCUCUUCCGUUCAGUCAUUUAGAGUGAGUUAUAUUUCUAUGAAAAGGAGUCUGUUUUAGCAGACUUCAGCCGGAUUGAACAAAUCCGAGUGACAGGAAAGGAAAAUGGACCACAAUCCCUAACAUGUUUGUAUGCAACUGCAGUACAUUUCUAAAACCUGCUUCCCUGCCUUUGUGUUUGAUGCCUAGCAAUCUGCAACAUGUGCCAGAACAUCUCCCGAACUGUAACCUAAAGAGCACCUUUUAAAAUAGUUUACAAUAUAGAUUUCAGAUGGUGACCUUAAAUGCUUUUAAUGUGACAGUUCUAUUCCCUCCCCUAAGUUUUUUUUUAAAGUGAAACAGUAGAUAUUGAAAAAAAUGCACUUCAGUUUGAGGUGGAGAGUGAUGCUGAUUUUUAAGUCUUUUUUUAUAAUUGAUGAUCUUAUGGUGCAGUAGCUGUUCGUAUUGCUUUAUUCACAUGAGCCACACUGGACAGUUAACCACAUUGUUCCAGUACGUCUGAUUGAUGACAGUUACAAAACGUACAUGCCAAACGACGUUAAGUGCCUAUCUCUGUGAAUAGGUCUUUCUGAAACCAUUUGCCUUUUUUUGCAGCUAAACCAGCAGUAUUGAGACUGUCCAUUCAGUCUCCCCUCUUAAUGUUGAACCCUAUUACUUCUGUUUAACUUAUUCACUAUUGGAACACAGCCUUUUCCACAGCAGUUUUUAUCUCUGAUUAAAUUAUUAAUUAGUGAAUUUUUCACAUAUACACAAUUUGUGACGCAUUUAUCGUCUAUGGCACAGAUCUUCAACAUCUAGAGGGUCCUCAGAGUCAAUGCAGGGGAGCAACCAAAUUAUUGUUAGAAUUAGAACAAUAAUAAGAGAUAAUAAUAAGAGAACAUAUUAUUGUCAAAUAUGAAUCCCUACUGAUGAUAGGCUGGCCUAUAGGUCAGGUAGUCACUAAGGUAGCAUCCACAGAUCCAGUUCAUCCUGAGGACUCCCUGUGCCACAUGUAUGUUUUAACAUUAAACCGUGAUUUAUAAAAAUUAAAAUAUCUAAGUAUCCUAUGCAAAUAAGGUAUGUAUAAAGGCUUCGGGCCACCUUGCAUGUUAUUAUAGGCCCAAUUUAAUAUGCAACUUCAUUUUAUACAACAUGUAGUAGGGUGUUCCUGCUGCACCUCUCUUUCAGUUAAGGGGUCUUAGGCUUAAAAAAAUUGAAGACCACUGAUCUCUGGUGUUAGUCGACUUGGCGUGUAAGAAAAUCUCAAGAAAAUGAACUUUAUUUUUACUUCACUAACAUUAGUUUCCCCCUAAACCUGCAUUUUCACUCCACAUUGAAA